This is a messenger RNA of Westerdykella ornata, 934 nucleotides long. Its product is annotated as protein import receptor MAS20. The record is from RefSeq and is a predicted model, not a curated record. Gene Ontology annotation, molecular function: transmembrane protein transporter activity. The annotation marks the transcript as partial. The transcript is spliced from 3 exons. Gene Ontology annotation, cellular component: mitochondrial outer membrane; mitochondrial outer membrane translocase complex. Gene Ontology annotation, biological process: tRNA import into mitochondrion; protein targeting; protein import into mitochondrial matrix. Lineage: Eukaryota; Fungi; Ascomycota; Dothideomycetes; Pleosporales; Sporormiaceae.
CACCACCACCGCAUCGCAACAUCACACCCAUCCCCAUUCCCGCAUCUCUCCGCCGUCAUUUAUCAGGGCAGCCCCAACAGUAGCAGCUCCCACACAUAGUCACAAUGUCGUCGGCUUCAUCGAUAAAACCGUCCACCAUUGCUGCCAUCAGCGUCGGCACCAUCGUCACCGGCCUCCUCGCAUAUGCCGUCUACUUUGACCACCGGCGGCGAACGGAUCCCGAGUUCCGCAGACAGUUGAAGCGCGAGAGCAAGCGCACGGCUCGCGCGGCCAAGGAGGAUGCCGAGGUUGCGAGCAAGGAGCAGAAGAAGGCGAUUCGUGCGGCGGUGGAGCGGGCAAAUGAGGAGGGCUUCCCCAAGGAUCCUGAGGAGGUGGAGAGCUACUUCAUGCAGGAGGUUGCGCAGGGAGAGGGACUGUGCCAGCAGGGUGCAGACCCCGUGGAGGCGGCGCUGUGCUUCUACCGUGCUCUGAAGGUGUACCCGGCGCCUAGAGAGCUUAUCAACAUUUAUGACAAGACUGUGCCCAAGCCCGUCCUCGACAUUCUCGCCGACAUGAUCGCCAUCGACACAAGCAUCCCCGUAGGAGGCAGUAAGGCGCCUUCGGAUGCAGGCUCCUCUGGCGGCGUCGGCGGCAUUGAGUAAACGCGCUUGCAUGCUCGAGGCUUGGAUUGAGCGUUGCGACCCCUCUCACCACCAUCUCUUGUACGAUUAUUUUCGUGUAAAUGUAGUACCACCGCGCUUAUUUGCGGUCCAUGGAUUGGGAGUUACGGAUGAACAUGAUGAGGUCUGCGGAUACCUUUCUAGGCAUCAAGUUGUAGUUGUGGCUCGGAAGUCGUUCGAAUUUCAGCGGUGUUGGAAUCCGGUUUCGUCUCUGGAUGUGACGCAGCAUGUAGCAUUGUUCAUGAAAAUCCUAUAUUGAGUUUAUUGAUACGGAA